Molecule: messenger RNA, 1428 nt
Organism: Triticum aestivum (bread wheat)
Lineage: Eukaryota; Viridiplantae; Streptophyta; Magnoliopsida; Poales; Poaceae
Product: WEB family protein At2g17940
Exons: 2
Coding region: 266-1210 (314 amino acids)
Biological process (GO): chloroplast avoidance movement; chloroplast accumulation movement
Cellular component (GO): cytosol
Source: RefSeq, a predicted model, not a curated record
AGCAAGCACAAGCACAAGCUAUCUAGGAGUAGCUUACAACAACAACGUCCUAACCUCUUCCCUAGCUAGCUCAGCUGCUAACCACAUCCCCACUUCCAUCCAUCUUGCUGCCGUUUUGUCUCAUCUUAUUUGGUUGCAUCCAUCCAUCAAGUACAUAUAUACACAUAUUCUCCGAUGUGCAUGCAUGCAUUCCUGAGCUGAUCGAUCCAUCCUGUCACUGGUUGCGUUUGCUCGGACAUAGAGCAGAGGCAGUGAUUCACUGUCGAUGGACGGCGGCGGCGUGGUGAUGGUGGGGCGGGCGGAGAUCGACACGAGGGCGCCCUUCAAGUCGGUGAAGGAGGCCGUCGCGCUCUUCGGCGAGAGGGUGCUCGCCGGGGAGCUCCUAUUCCACGCCCCCCGCGACGCCAACACCGCCGAUCAGCUGCAUCGAGUGACGGCAUCGCCAAGACCCGUUGUUCACCACCAAGCCGUCACCAUCGCCCCGGCCGUCGCCAUGGUAGCGGCGCCACCGCCGCCGCGUCGCAUGCCGGCAGCGCCGGCGACGAGGGAGCUGGACGACGCGAAGCACGAGCUGGAGAAGGAGCGGGAGGAGAAGCACAAGAUGGCGGGUUGCAUCCAGUCGCUCCAGCAGGAGCUGAGCAGCGCCAUGAGGGAGCUGCAGAAGCUCAAGGCGCGCGACGAGGACGCCCGCGCCAAGGUCAUCGAGGUGGAGGACCUCAAGUUCAUGGAGACCGACGAGCCGCAGCAGCAGCGCCACCACCAGCACCAGCACGAGAGCCCGCCUGCCAGCGGCCACGAAGCCAUGGCAGCGAGCCGCGCCGCAGCCGCCGCGGAGUUCCAGAAGAAGAGGUACGUCACCUUCGCCGACCCGCCAGCCGCCGCGUACGACCGCGCGCCCUCGCCGCCGCGGGACGUGGUGCUGGAGCUGCAUCGACAUCAUCAGCCGCAUUACGCGCCGGCGGCGGGGCGGCCGCAGUACCGUGAGGCACGGUUCCAGAGGCAGGUGUCGGCCGGGCCAGGGCACGAGGCGGUGAAGAAGGCGAUGGCGGCCGCGGCAGAGGAGGAGGAGGGAAGGAAGAAGAAGAAGAAGCCGCUGAUCCCGCUGGUGGGCGGGCUCUUCAUGAGGAAGAAGAAGAGCUCCGCUGCGGCCGCCGGUAGCCACCACGCCGUCGACGGCUCGUCAACGGUCACGCCGCGCCCGUCGUUCUAAUCGCUGACGUCCAUCAUGAUGCGUGCGUGCGGGAGUUGCUUAAUAGCCCUUGGAUCUUGGAGUCGUGACACUGCAAUACGUUCGGUGAUAGUGAUGAAUCAAUAAACCUUUAUAGCAUGCAAUGUAUAUUUUUGUUUCUCGGUACAUGAAAAACAACAGAUUUUCCUAUGGACAAUAUGUAUAAAUUGCACUUCUUGUAAUUAGUGUACUCCAUACUA